This is a messenger RNA of Paramacrobiotus metropolitanus, 1973 nucleotides long. RefSeq names its product histone-lysine N-methyltransferase SMYD3-like. NCBI's taxonomy places the organism in Eukaryota, Metazoa, Tardigrada, Eutardigrada, Parachela, Macrobiotidae. Gene Ontology annotation, cellular component: nucleus. The transcript has 7 exons. The coding region runs from base 259 to 1782 and encodes 507 amino acids. The record is from RefSeq and is a predicted model, not a curated record.
UUGCUUCACUGUCAGCAUUACAGAUACGAGUACAGAAUACUUACCCGAUAUUCUCUUGUAAAAACCGUCGUUGACGGCACAUCAAAGAUUACAGAAUUGUGCAAAUUCAUAAUUGUCGACUUGUAUUUCAUCCAACGUUCCAAAAGCGCUGUUUUCAUCACUUUCAUUACUUUUUUCGUAAGUUUUUUCCAUUGCUUUCAAUCGAUCAUCUCCCUGUUCGCUAGUUCCCUUAGCAGCGAGACGCGUAGACCUAUUCAAAUGCAGAACAAGGAGACUGUGCAGGGUGCUGGCAGUGGUCGGCGUUCGUUCGCAGCGGGCGAUAUUGUGCUGCAGUGCGAUCCCAUGGUGUGGGUAAUGAAUAGUAGCGAAUAUCCAGUACGCUGUGCCUACUGUUUUCAAGAAAGGAAGAUCAAGGAACUGAGCAUCUGCUCGAGAUGCAAGGUGCAUCGCUACUGUAGCGAAACAUGCCAGCUUGCUGACUGGAAAGUUGAGCACAAAGUGGAAUGCGCCCUGCUGAACAAAAUCGGACCGCGCAGUUUCGUGGACACGGAACCCGGACGGUCGGGUAACAGUACGCUGUUCGUUAUGGGGGUACCCAGGGAUCUCGUCGCCAAGCUAGACAACAAAAUUAAGUUGGGCACAAUGAUUGAAGUUCCUGGAUCGGGUCUGAAAUCAACCCGAGAACUGUGGCUUAUGUUUCCUAACGGCCCCAAACUACCGAAAAACCUUGCAGAGCAAGUAUCAGAUCGUAUUGCGGAUAUAGCCAAGCAGCUGGGCAUUUCGCUUGCAGAAAUGAUGACCUAUUGUUCCAAUAUCUGCUAUCAUGCUCUGCCCUUGUACGAUAUGGUGAAAGAUCGGACGCCCAUUGGGUUAGCGGUGUAUCCCAUGGUAUCGCCUCGCUUCAUGACGCCGGUCUGCUGGGAUAAGAAUGUGGUGCUGAGCUACCGUGGACGCCGUUUGUUUAUCCACGUUGUGGAAGACAUUCCCAACUUUACCGGACUGAAAGAUCUGCGUCACAGCGGCAUGGAGGAACCGUAUUACCUAACACGAGCCGGGCGCCGCGCUGAAUUUGAAACGAUGCAUGGUUUUCCGUGCAAAUGUCGGAAAUGCACACCAGAAUAUGAGGCGGAUAUAAACCCAAUGAAAUGCAUGACCGUUGGAUGCCCGAAUCGCAUUCCCAGCGACGAUCGCGCUCUGCAGCCCUGUAGCGAAUGCGGGGCUUUGAACACAGAACGGUUGAUGGGAUUUCGUCGUUUUGUGGCGCAGCAUGAAACCAUUGAAGCACGGUAUCCCAAACUCCUCCACACGGCUAUGGCUCUCGAUUUGUGCGAGAAAAUGGACGCUGCCGGUAUCCUGCAGCCGGAUGCGCAUUUCCGCUACGUCUGCGGAUGGAAAUUGCCGCAACAACUGUACGAUGCGAAUCGUUUCGAGGACGGCUGGAAAAUGACGCAGGAAACCAUCAUCUGUGUCCGGAACAUUUAUUCCAAAUACGAAGUUUUUCGCGCUAUUGUUCUAUCGCUGGCUGGAGUAUUUUCUGCAGAAGCUCUAAAGAAAAAUGUGGUGGAACAAAUUGGUCGGCUAUCAGCCACGGAGCGGAAAGAGCUAAAAACGAUGUCGGACCAAGCGUGUGCUGUUAUAUUGGAUUAUUGCGACGAAGCGGGGGACAUUCUUGCUCUGCUGUAUGGGGAGCGCUCCAAAGAGGUCACUUGGGGCAACAAGUUCGUGGGAUGCAUCAGUUUUCUUAUGAAUGAAAUCGCCAAGGCCUUCUGUGACAGUAAAUAGCUUCGAAAAUGUGUAUAAUAUUCUCUACCGAAAGACUUGCGUUGUUUGGAGAGUGACAUGUUUUGUUGUUUUCUGAUGUGUUGGUGAUUACGUUGAAUGUUUGGUCGCUGGCUGAUUUUUCGUGCUCGUUCGAGCCCAUGGCUGUAUUUCUAUGAUAUUGAUUUUGUUGAUAAAUUUUGGAAAACUAUCGA